This is a messenger RNA of Nelumbo nucifera (sacred lotus), 1290 nucleotides long. The record is from RefSeq and is a predicted model, not a curated record. NCBI's taxonomy places the organism in Eukaryota, Viridiplantae, Streptophyta, Magnoliopsida, Proteales, Nelumbonaceae.
UGCUCUAUUACUCUUUGUCUGUUACUCACCUAGUUACUAAUCAAGUGGUCGUCCUUUCGUUGUUUGAGUUAUGGUCUUGCUUAUUUUCUCGUCGGUGCUUUUUUAUUUUGAGAAAGCGGUGCCGUGGAGUUCUUUGUUCGAUUUUUUUCCCAUUUUCCUGCUUUGGUUAUGUUGUUACGAUUCAGGCUAAUGGCUCAGUACCAGAACGACGAGCUUGAAUACAUUGUUGAUGAUUACUAUGGCUUGACUGAUUUCGAGGAUGAUCCUUUUGAAGAAACUCAGCAAAAUAGAAAUGGAGAAGAUUCGGAUUUUGAAGACGACUUUGAUGUGAAUAAGCCAAAGACUGAUACUUCGGCUCUUGAGGCUCGAAGUGGAAAGGAUAUUCAGGGAAUUCCAUGGGAGAGGAUGAACUUUACGAGGGAUAAGUACCGAGAGACGAGAUUGAAGCAGUGCAAAAAUUUCGAGAGCCUCUCCCACCCUCGCAAAGAGAUUGCAAAGAAAACAAAGCUAUGGAUUGAUUUUGCAGUAGACCGACGAUGAAGAUCACGAGUUUAAGACCGUCCGUCUAAUGAACAGUACGUGCUGGCCACCACUUACUGCAUUUAAGCCCUUCCGAUGGUUGCUUGCUUCAUUAGCUCGGUCUGCGGUUGGUCUUUGGUGCACCAUUUUCAGCAGGUUGAAUUAAAAUGCAUCUGAGUUAUGUCUUAACCUGAACUGAGACGAUGCGGCAAGAGGCGAUUCUAUUAGCUCUGUUUUGAUUUUUUGUCUUUAGAUAAUGGCUUUCGAUGUAUUUGAGGAGUCAAGGAUAAUGGGGGAGACCGAUGAAGCAUUUUGUAUGAAGAUUUACCCCCAAUAAAUGAUUAGGAGCCACUAGAAUGUAGCUAAAAAAAGUAGUUGGAUUUCACCGUUGCGAGUUGAUCGAGUGUUAGCCGCAACCGCCGCUGUGUCGAAUCAAAGAAGGUGAUCAGUGAAUUCGGUUUUGAUUUAGCAAAUUAAAAUAGGGUUUUAGAUUCUUGCUCGAUGGAAGAAAGUAGGAAAACGAUGAGGGAUGAAGGAAUCUGAGGAAUAUUGUUAGGAGAAGAGGAGUGCCGCCGCUAUUCAACUAAGGGAACGAUGAACAGUGGCGGUGAAUAAUAAAAAUUAGACGAAAUUUAAGAACAUUUGUGUCUUUUUCCAUAGUACAGAUGCUAGAUUGUUAUAAAAUGAAGGUUCGGUACUAUAUUGUCGCGCAUUUUAAAGAUACCUAUUGGAAAGUUUUCCGAUUUUAUAUUACUUUGUAUGUAUUUAUAU